UGCUGCCAUAGCAACUCAGAAAGCGACAUGGCUGCCGCCGGCCUGGGACGAGGGGUUUUGAUACAGCCGGCGGCAGCCCUGCCCAAGUCACAGUCAUUUUCGCUACAGCCAGCUGCUCCCACCCGAGGGAAGCCUCAGAAAUGUCUGGUCUAUCCUCAUCCACCGAAGAGCUCCCGCCUGUCUCGGUCGGUUCUGCGCUGGCUGCAGGGCCUGGAUCUCACUUUCUUCCCCAGGAACGUCAACAGGGAUUUUUCAAAUGGUUUCCUGAUUGCAGAAAUAUUCACUAUAUAUUAUCCCUGGGACCUUAAAUUGUCAUCCUUUGAAAAUGGAACUUCUUUGAAAGUCAAGUUGAAUAACUGGGCACUGUUGGAGCAGUUCCUGGCAAGAAAAAAAUUUAAAUUAUCUAAGGAGCUAAUCCAUGGAACAAUUCAUUGCAAAGCUGGAGUACCUGAAAUCCUGAUCCAAGAGGUUUAUACCUUGUUAACACAUCAAGAAAUUAAAAGCAUCCAGGAUGACCUCGUAAAUUUCACGGACUAUAGUUACCAGAUGCAUUUGCCCCUGGUUCCUCGGUCUACAGCUUCAAAGUCAAUUAAAAAUAACAUCAGGUUAUCCGAAAUGAUAAGCAAUCCCAACAUACUCAGCAAUGAACUGAAAGUAGAGUUCCUCUUGCUUUUACAAAUGUUGCAAAGAAAAUUGAGCAGAAAAUUGAAUCCAAAAUGGUUUGAGGUCAAACCAACAGUGGGAGAACUUACUCUCAGUCGUCUUCCUCCCCAAGUCUCUGGGUGCAAGCACAAGGCCAUGAUUUCGAGGGAAGGCGUUGCUCCUGUUUUACGAAAUACAGGUGCUGGUGGCAAUCCACUUAAGACGUGUGUGAAGCAAGCUGGAAGAUGUUCUUUUGAAUCUGCCAGGAAAUCUAUCAGAAACGAGGAAAAGUAAGCUUGAGAAGUACCCAUCUAAUGACGUUGAAGAAGCGAUGCCACCAUCUCCUGCCACACUAAGGGGAUAGAAUUACCUAGUCUUGGAUACAUUAGUAAAUUAAAGUGGUAUCUCAUCCAUAAUUGGGCUGAAGAACAUGCGUUUUCAAUUCAACAACCAUUUAUUAAACACCCGUGUGGUUACUGUUAAAAAUACAAAAUCAAAUAACACAGAAUGAGCAAGAAUAAUUUUAAAGGUACAGUUUAACAUAAUUCACCAUGACGAGUAAGUCAUUUCUCAUAAAUCCUGUAGGAAUGGUGAGUCUACUUUGUAAUACAUUUUCCUCAUUAGAAAUGAAAAGAGCUACUACUUUGCCUGAUAUAUAUUCACACAUCACGUGCAUUUAUAAGCGGCUUCAUCCUGAAUGGUGCUUAUUACACACCGGCCCGCAGAGAACCUUGUUCACCCUCAUAAAUAGCCUGGCCUGAAACAUUUUUAAAAAAUAGGUGUCCCUUUUGAUAGUGAGUGGUGGGAAAGGAAAAUUGUGCUUCACUUGGAAUUUGGUUCUGGUGUUUAGCAAAUCAUCCAGGUCAAUUAAACAUUUCCUACUGGUUGCUUCCACUCCCCAUAAUUUCAGUAGAAGGAAACCAAAGAGAGCUGCUAUCUUGAAAGAACAAUGAUAUUGCAUACAUUCUUAUAAUUUUAUAUUCACAUGCAGACGUUAUUUUUCUUCAAUGGGAAUUAUUCAUGCCUUUAUGCUAUCUCAUUAACAGUCUCCUUGGCGACUUCCAACAGGAGUGUUUCGAAUGCAGAAUCCCAUGACGUGCCUGUCAAUUUCCAGCUAAACUCUUGUCAGUGGUUCUGCAUUUCCGAAGGCUUGGCUUUAUUAGAAUUUCUAUCUCCAGAGACUUCCCAGUUUAAUUUCACAUUUUGGGGCAGGUGAUAUUUAGUAAAAGGAAGUAAAGAGAGCCCCAAUGAAAUAGGAUUACUUCUUGGGAGCGUGUUUAGAAACCAGUUUUAUCUGAGGUAAAGGGUACACUUUAAAUGCAUAUCUUACCAGCUAUAGGUUAUUUA
Messenger RNA from Mustela lutreola (European mink), 1989 nucleotides. It is a transcript of the gene SPATA4, whose product is annotated as spermatogenesis associated 4. The record is from RefSeq and is a predicted model, not a curated record. Gene Ontology annotation, molecular function: microtubule binding. Gene Ontology annotation, biological process: negative regulation of execution phase of apoptosis; regulation of cytoskeleton organization. Gene Ontology annotation, cellular component: axoneme. Lineage: Eukaryota; Metazoa; Chordata; Mammalia; Carnivora; Mustelidae.